This is a messenger RNA of Rattus norvegicus (Norway rat), 6172 nucleotides long. The record is from RefSeq and is a predicted model, not a curated record. NCBI's taxonomy places the organism in Eukaryota, Metazoa, Chordata, Mammalia, Rodentia, Muridae.
CUCCCUGCUCGGCGCACACCUCCUCCCUGACGCAUUUUGCCGCACAAGCUGUAAUAUGGCGGCAGCGACAGCGGCCUCGGCUCUCGGGAGCUAGGUUCUUUUGGAUGCUUCCAAACCGAGAGACUGAGCGCUGCAACGUGGAGUACAUUCCUUGGGCCAUGAGACGCUCUCUUUUUUGUUUGUUUUUGAUCACCAGUACAUCUAAGAAGUAAUAGAGUGUGGAGCUAAAUCCAGAAAGAAUAAGGAACAAAACGAUUGACUCAGUUAUCCUUGGUGGGUUUUCGUUUUUUAUUGUUUCCCCUAAACUGAAAGACUGAAGUGUCGGAACCAUGGGAAUAAAGGUUCAGCGUCCUCGAUGUUUUUUUGACAUUGCCAUUAAUAAUCAACCUGCUGGAAGAGUUGUCUUUGAAUUAUUUUCCGAUGUAUGUCCCAAAACGUGUGAGAACUUUCGUUGUCUUUGUACAGGUGAAAAGGGGACAGGGAAAUCAACUCAGAAGCCAUUACAUUAUAAGAGCUGUCUCUUUCAUAGAGUUGUCAAGGAUUUCAUGGUUCAGGGUGGUGACUUCAGUGAAGGGAAUGGAAGAGGAGGAGAAUCAAUUUAUGGAGGAUUCUUUGAAGAUGAGAGUUUUGCUGUUAAACACAACAAAGAGUUUCUCUUAUCAAUGGCCAACAGAGGGAAGGAUACAAAUGGCUCUCAGUUCUUUAUAACAACGAAACCAACUCCUCAUCUAGAUGGGCAUCAUGUUGUCUUUGGGCAAGUGAUCUCUGGUCAGGAAGUUGUGAGAGAGAUCGAAAACCAGAAAACAGAUGCUGCUAGCAAACCGUUUGCUGAGGUUCGGAUACUCAGUUGUGGAGAGCUGGUUCCCAAGUCUAAGGUUAAGAAAGAAGAAAAGAAAAGGCAUAAGUCAUCAUCUUCGUCGUCGUCCAGUGAUUCAGAUAGCUCAAGUGAUUCUCAGUCCUCCUCUGAUUCUUCUGAUUCUGAAAGCGCUUCUGAAGAAAAAUCCAGAAAAAGGAAAAAGAAACAUAGGAAAAAUUCCCGAAAGCAUAAGAAGGAGAAGAAGAAGAGAAAGAAAAGCAAGAAAAGCCCGUCCAGUGAAAGUGAAGCAGACAAUGUUGAUGCACAGCCCCAAUCUACUGUCCGUCCAGAAGAGAUCCCACCUAUACCAGAAAACAGAUUCCUAAUGAGGAAGAGUCCUCCUAAAGCUGAUGACAAGGAAAGGAAAAACAGAGAGAGAGAAAGAGAAAGAGAGUGUAACCCACCUAACUCCCAGCCUGCCUCAUACCAGCGACGAUUCUUAGUUACUAGGUCUGGCAGGAAGAUUAAAGGAAGAGGACCAAGGCGUUAUCGAACUCCUUCCAGAUCCAGAUCGAGGGAUCGAUUCAGACGAAGUGAGACUCCUCCACAUUGGAGACAAGAGAUGCAGAGAGCUCAGAGAAUGAGGGUGUCAAGUGGUGAAAGAUGGAUCAAAGGGGAUAAGAGUGAGUUAAAUGAAAUAAAAGAAAAUCAAAGAAGCCCAGUUAGAGUAAAAGAGAAAAAAAUAACAGAUCAUAGACACAUGUCUGAGAGUCCAAACAGAAAAAUAGAGAAGGAAAAGAAAGUUAAAGACCAUAAAUCUGAAAGCAAAGAGAGAGACAUCAGAAGAAAUUCAGAAAAAGAUGAUAAAUAUAAUAAAAACAAGGUGAAGAAAAGGGGCAAAUCCAAGAGUAGGAGCAAGAGCAAGGAGAGAUCCAAGAGUAAGGAGCGAGACUCAAAGCACAGUAGACACGAAGACAAGAGGGUGAGGUCCAGAAGUAAAGAAAGGGAUCAUGAGACUACUAAAGAAAAAGAAAAACAGUUGGAUUCUAAAGGGAAAGAUCAGGAAAGGAGUAGAAGCAAAGAGAACUCCAAACAGGUAGAAUCGAAAAGUAAUGAACAUGAUCAUAGUAAAAGUAAAGAAAAGGAUAGACGUGCACAGUCUAGGAGUAGAGAACGGGAUCUAACUAAAAGCAAACACAGUUACAACAGUAGAACAAGGGAGCGAAGCAGAAGUAGGGACAGGAGCAGAAGAGUGCGGUCCAGAAGCCAUGACCGAGAUCGCAGCAGAAGCAAGGAGUACCAUAGAUACAGAGAACAGGAGUAUAGGAGGAGAGGAAGGUCACGAAGCCGGGAUCGAAGAACACCAGGACGAUCGAGAAGUAAAGAUAGGAGGAGAAGAAGGAGGGAUUCCCGGAGCUCAGAGAGAGAAGAAAGUCAAAGUAGAAACAAAGAAAAAUAUAGAAGCCAAGACAGUAAGAGUUCACACAGAAAAGAAAAUUCUGAGGGCGAGAAAAGAAUGUACUCUAAAAGUCGUGAUCAUAGUAGCUCAAAUAAUAACAGGGAAAAAAAAGCUGACAUAGAUCAAAGUCCAGUGUCCAAAACAAAGCAAAGCAGUCAGGACAAUGAAGUGAAGUCCUCCACGUUAAAAAAUCAAGAGGAUGAGAAGACCAGAUCCCCAGUGGAGAAAGAAAACCAAAAAUCAAAGGGUCAAGAAAAUGACCAUGUACAUGACAAAAAUAAAAAGUGUGAUCAUGAAUCGAGCCCCGGAACAGAUGAAGACAAAAGCGGAUGAGUGAGUUGUGUACACUUAUUCCUUCCUGUCUCAGAGUCUACGUUUUCAAGAGCCUCCCUCCCUCCCUUGCUGUUUUCAUUGUUUUGGAGUUGUUUUAUGUUUGUGUCCCCCCACCCCACCCCACCCCUUUUUUUUUAAUGUGGACUUUAUUGAGUUGAUCUUUUGAUAAUCUGCUACCUGGAUAAUUUGUACUGCUACAGUUUUAAUAAACUUGAAAUGAAAAGCAAAACAAGGCUUUGGUGUAGUACUGUGUGCUUGUUAAGCUCCUGUGCAGUCAUUUUCGUGCUGCAGCAGUCCGCAGCAGCCGACUCUGCUUAGUCAGCCACUUGGAAACAACCUCAACCGUGGGUUGCAGUACAUUGUUAUACAGGCUGUGUUUCUUUUGAUACAAAUCCCUUUAGAAACCACUUGAAGUUUUGUAUAGCCUUUUGAGUUUUGGUUUUUCAUUUCUAAUUCAUAGGCUUAUAGCAGUUUCUCGAAUUAACAGAAGCAGGAUCCUUAUAUGUGAUCUCAAACCUUCACUUGAUUUUACAGUUAUUUGUGCUUUAGUUGCUUUUUUGUGCUUUAUACCUUACACUUUACAAUUCCAGCUGUAGCUUGUUCCUUACUAUUGUCCAUGUUGCUCUGUGAGCUGUAAGAAUGAGGUGAAUGCUGUUUUCAGUUCGUGUGGUGAUUGAGCUUGAGUUGCUGUUAUACAGCAUUUGACAGAAAUUAGACCCUGGAAGACCAGACUGUAAUUCUCAAUUCUUUGUUGUUUUUGGUGGGAAGAGCUGAAAUUAUUGCUUUUUUAAAACAUGUUAUUACCUUUUUCUACAAUUUAAAAAAUUCAUUUCUCAUUAAAACAUACUACUUGUGUAGGUCCUUCUUAAGCUAGACAGAUUCUAAAAAGCAUUAGUAUUGGAAAAUACGAUUUCCCUAUUUUGGCUAUUAGCCUAUAUCACAUGGAGUGUUAAUUCUGCAUGAUUUGGGUUUUGUUUUUAAACUUGGACUGACUUCUCUAAUUCUCAUAGCUGUUAAUCUGAAAUGUCAAGAAGAUGCAUCUCUCUAUAUCUGUACCAUGAUAGGCUGUAGCAUGUUUGUGACUCUGGUUUUUUCUGUUCAGAUGGCUUUAGACCAGUUUAUUGUUAACAUUAUUUUACCUUGGCAUGUAUAACAUUGCCAUAUAGAUUAGAAUAGAACGUUGCAAAAUAUACCGUACAGAGUUAAACACUAAACAUAGCCAAAGUCCAUUCAGAAUUUUGUGUGUUGUAUUUUACUAUUUUUGUGAUGUGUGGUCUUUUAUUCUGUAAUAUCCUUCUAAAUAAAACAUUGAACAUCCAGCAAAUACAAAACCUGCCUCAUUUGAGAAAUAUUUCAAAAAUCCCAUUACCAGUAGCCUUUAGAAAGUUUUGUACUCUAAUAGUUGUCAGUAUAGUGUCAACUCUCACCAAGGUAGCUUCUUGGUAAACCCAGUAGCUUUCAGUGAUAUUUGUACUGAAUAAAGUGAUGCUUGAUAUACUUCCCAUUGUUGAUUAUCAUGGUGAGAUAUAUUUGGCAUUGUAGCUGGUACAGAAUGAAGAGCGCAGUGAUUGUAGAGCUAUUUGGAACAUCCUAAAGCAAAUACCCACAAUGGAUUCUUUACAAAUUGUUUUUCUUGAUGGGAAAAAUUAAUAUAUACACGAUCUGUUACAUGUCUUAAACAAGGUGAUUAUGUCUUAAACUCAGUUGUGUCUUAAAAUAUAUCCCAAACUACCUGAUCUUUAAAAAAGGACUUUCAACGAAUAUUUUAAAGUCCAGAUAAAGUAAAAUUACUUUUUUUUCCUGAUCUAGAGUUUUACCUGUUAACAUAGACAUUAUAAACAGGACUUUCCAGUUCUUUGGGAAAGUAGACAUGGGAGAGAAGUAGUAAUGUCUGUAAAUCCUCCAAGAGAGCAACUCAGUGCUGAGCAAUUAUGGGCUCCCCCGACUCCUGCUUUGUUAGUUGUUUUUUUUUUUCUUCAACACCAUAAGGGGGUAAAGAGUUGAGAGAAGACAAUCACCUAGAUUUUUUUUCAGAAUAAAAAGUGCAUCUAAAAAACCAUUCAACAGCAUUAAUUGUACCCCAAGAUUUCCAGUUAUCUAAUUGCACAAAGCUCAAGUCUUUGUUUUAGAACUUAUGCUAGUAGGUUUUUAGUUAUUUGCACAACAUAUUCCCAAAACUAUUUCCUAUUUCAAUUUUUCCAUCAUACUAGCAUUAUAGGAAUAUCUAAAUUUACAGUUAAUUUAUGAUUUUUCUUAAUACCCUUUGAAAGUAGACACACAAAGAGAUCAGUAGAGAAAGUGAGGCUACUGUCAGCCUUGUAGCUGAUACAGAAUGGGUCAGUGCAGUCGAGACAAGACUUAGUCUUGGAAUAGAUAUCCACAGUGAGUUUUGACAGUAAGGAAGCCACUGCUUGUUUUAAAGCACUCUUUGACUUACCGUUAUGCUCUCAUAGAACUAGCAUUAUUAAACUUUAUUGGAUCCCUUAGAAUUUGUCAAGAACUAAUCUGCUAGUUCUUCUUUGCCCCAGUGUGAUGCAGCUGCUCCCUGGCUUUGCUCGUAUCCAGUGGUAGGUGUUAAGCUAGGAACCUUCUUGUUCUCGAUAGGCACAUGCUGGGUUUCUGGUAUUUUGGAUAAUAGUAUUAGCUGCUGAUUCUACUUUAUUUUCUAGUGACUGUUUAGAGCAAUUAAUUGAUACCUUGUUCCAUGUGGUAAUAGCUUUCAUCACGGAACCUUUUUUUUUUUGUAAAUUUCCCAGAAGGAACUUAAGAGUUAACUGAUUGGUAUAAAGAAACUAAAUGGGCAUUUUUCUGUCUUGUUUCUAUUUACUGUAAUUAUUCCUUGUCGGGUUAUGCAUUAACAAAGUCUCUGUGUAGUUUGAUAAACUUUAAUUGUAAGAUUAUUUUUUAAACUGUUGUUUUAACAAAUAAAAUAGAUCCCAAGGCAAUGCAGUGCUGAUUGCCAUCACUGCCUGGGGUGGGCUUCUCUUCUGUUGAAGGGAUUGCCUGCUGUAUGACAAAUCAACAAAUCACAUUCUGUUUUUGAAUAAAAUACAAACAAACAAACUGGCUACCCAGGCCAAAGAAGGAGGUGUUAGGGUUUUGUUCAUCUGCUCUCCUGACUCACCCCGAGUGCUGGGGGACGUAAGGGCACUCAUUGAUUUGUGUUUCUGUCUGCUUUGGGUUUUCUUUUAUAUGCGAUUCCAUGUUACUAAGAGCACAUGCUCUGUAUUUUCUGCCCUCCCCUCUUUGUGUGUUCAUAGUAUUUUUGGAAGACUGAUACAUAAAUUGGGUAUUUCUAUGGGAAUCUUAAGGCGUGGCUGCUCUCUGUGGAAGGGGAAAGCAUAAUUAAGUUAAUGCACUUCUUUUCCUAGCUCCAAAGUCACUGUGAUGUAUAUUUUUUUAAUGGAAUUUAGAAAACUUGUUUUCUCAAUUGUAAAAUUAGUUUAAAAUGCUGCUUCUCUUAUCAUUAGUCUAGUAAAUGUUGAACUGUUUUCUGCAAAUUGCAUUUUACAAAACUUAAACUUCAAAACUGUAUUCUUUUAUAGUUAAACAUUGUAUUAAAUAAAGUAUACUAUAAUAAACAA